AUGUAUGGCGGUUCGGGUGCCAUGUCGCCUGUCUCUGUCAAUGGAAGCGACUGGUCUGGCCUGAAUCAGCAUGCGAAGCCCGAGUCGCCCUUCUCGCCCACGUUCCCUCCAUCCCGACCGAAUCUAGCCACACCCCCGACCUCCGGCGUCUCCAGCGCACCCUUGAGUCCUAAUGGACCUCCUCCCUCCCUCUCGCCAUCCAACCUCAGCGGGAAUCCCUCCCCUCCCAGCUCGGUCGCCGCGAGAUCGAGUGUCGGGACCGUCGGAGAUGGGAAAACCGGAGAUGGCAAACCUAAGGAAGCCAAGGAACGGCCAUUAGACCCAAGACUCAUUCGCCAGAUGGAAGAGAUCAUUGGAAAACAAUACCUGGCCUUGACAAAUUUCCUCAACUUUACACCCCCCGGCGAAGACGAGAGGCCCAAAAACGCGAAAGACAAAUCAAGGCGCCUGUCAUUCCUUCAGUUCUAUGAGCUCUCGACGGACGUAUACGAUGAACUGACCCGGCGGCAGCAGGCCUCGCCGCCUCCUGGUCGACCGCCUCGCUCCGAUGUGCCUCCCUGUCUCCCUGCUCGCAGAGACUUCCACUCCAAACGCAACCAUGCCCGUGCAAGGCUCGCCAGCCUCCUCCACUCGAAGUUCCGCGUCUUGGUCAGUGAUGUUACCAAUGAGGUGGACCGCCGCUUCCCACAUUUCCGCCCUCGAGACCCCCAUAUGGGCAUGGGUCCCCCGAGCGCACGUACCUCACAUUCAUCACGGGGGCCACCUUCGCGCAUGGGACGGGGUUAUCCUUCUGGUGGACCGCCGGGUAGUCCGUUUCCACCGCGGACUGGCUCUCUGGGAGGACCACCCUCCGCGAACGGAGACGGUCCGUUCCCUCGGUCAUUCCAAAGCAACACGAUGGUUCCGAACAAAAGUACAAUGGUGGAAGACAGCGACGACAUGGGGCCGGAUGACGAUGACGAUGCCCGGAGCGAUGCGUUUGCCCUGGACGCCGUAUUGAGCCGACGGGGCACUGCGACAACCUUGGGUGACAGCGAGCGGAGAAUGCUGAUGGAAAGUCAGACGCAAGUAUCAGCCCUGCAAGACAAGAUCGGGAAGUUGGAGGCGUUGGUUCGCGCCAAAGAUGAGGAGCUCGCGCACUCGUCACAGGACGCGGACUCUUCCGGAAUCAGCCACAGCGAACGCCAGGAAUGGGAUGAGUUACGCCAUGACCUUGAAAGCAAGGUCACAAAGGCGGAGGAUCUGAACAGCUCGCUUCAGCUUGAGCUCGACCGCGUGCGAACGGAGCAUGAUACCAUGGAGCGGGAUCUCCGUAGCCAGCUUGAGGAGUCGUCUCGGACAGUUGCAGACGAGGGUCUUCAAGCCCGAUAUGAGGAAUUGGACCAUCAACAUCAAAGUUUGCAGGCAGAGCUGCAACAACAAAAACAAGUGACUGAUGAGGUUCGCCGAGAGGCAUCGGUCUUCCUCGAGGAGAUGAAAGCCCUCACAGCAGAGAGUCAUACCAAUUGGGCGCGCGAGGAACAACUCACCAAUGAGGUUCACAGACUCGAGGCGGAUGCCAACGAUUGGAAGCACCGCUAUGCCAAGGUUAAGGCGCAAAUGCGUCAUCUCCGUACAUCGUCCGGGGGUUUUGCGGACGCUCGUCCCGACGCCAGUGUCCUCACAAAAGAGCACGAGCUGGUGCAAUCCGAUGGGCUGGUCAAGGAUAUCCACGUAACAAAGUUCCAAAUGUCUGUUGACGAGCUGCUCCGUGUUGCUCGAUUUGAAGACUCCAGCCUUGUGCUUCAACAGAUCAAGAUGGUGAUUGUGACAGUUCGCCACAUCCUCCAGGACGUAAAUAACUCUCCACUGGAGGCGGAUGGAACAGCUGCCAUGCAAACCAAGGCCAAGGGCCAAGUGUCCACCACAGCAAACAACAUGAUCACCGCCACGCGCAAUUUCGCCAACUCUAGUGGACUGUCGCCAGUGUCACUUCUUGACGCGGCAGCCUCUCACCUUUGCACUGCUAUCAUCGAGCUGAUUCGGGUGGUCAAGAUCCAGGCAUCACCGGCUGAUGAGCUGGAGGAUGAAUAUGAUGAGGCGGACGUGUCACAAGAGCAAUUCCCCGACUACUUUGACACCUCUGCCAGCCAAAAGCGGAUGAGCAACAACUCUGUGUACAGUGCCAUGAGUCGUCCAGAUGAUGCUCAAUUCCCUGUGCAGAAUGGACCCUCCAAUGGCAUCAACAAUGGCUGGGGACAUGUGGAAGAGGAUCACGACGUAUUGGAGCUAAAGCUAUACGUCGAGGAUCAAACCGAUGGUAUGGUUCAGUCGAUCCAGUCAUUGGUCGCCAGUAUCCGAGCUGAAGAAAAGCUUCACACCGUGCAAACGCACGUCUCGGCCAUUCUCGGUGUCGUUGCAAACGUAGUCGGCUCUACGGAGCAUCUUAUGCACGAGCGCAGCGCAGACCUCGCUCUCCGUCAAGCUUCCGAACCCGCUAUCCUGGCUUUAGGCCAAUGUCGCACCCGACUCGAAGCUACAGUCAACGAGGGCGAAGACGCCAUGACUGCCGAGGAAUUGCGGGAGGUAACGAACAAGUUGCCUCCCAUUGCCUUUGAGAUUGCUCGACAGACUAAAGAUCUUGUUCAGCGCCUCGAAGCUACUUCUGUUGAGGAGGAUGAUUUCAGGUGA
Penicillium brevicompactum is the source of this 2670-nucleotide messenger RNA. Its product is annotated as putative cell polarity protein. The coding region runs from base 1 to 2670 and encodes 889 amino acids. The record is from RefSeq and is a predicted model, not a curated record. Gene Ontology annotation, molecular function: MAP kinase scaffold activity. NCBI's taxonomy places the organism in Eukaryota, Fungi, Ascomycota, Eurotiomycetes, Eurotiales, Aspergillaceae. The transcript is spliced from 2 exons. Gene Ontology annotation, cellular component: actomyosin contractile ring; cell cortex of growing cell tip.